AUGACCAGUUCAUCUGUCAGAAAGGGCGGACCAGUGCUCAAAGGACCAUAUGACUUUCCAGACAGUCCACUAAACCGUUCGGCCCGGCAGCCGUUGAUGCUAGGGGUGUUCCUCGACCUGCAAGACCGCAAGAUCUCGAAUCACCCUACCAGCAACACUUGGAAGUUUGACUACAAUGCCAACAUUGUCCGCAAAGCCGAUGAAUUGGGCUUCGACAUCGCUUUCAGUCGGACGCAAUGGCUCCCCAAGGGUGGGUAUGAUGGCGAGGCAUCCCUGGACUCAUUUAUUGCGCUGGGUGCCAUGGCUGCUAUUACCAAGAAUAUUCUGCUCGUCUCAACUAUACACGUUCUGUAUGGACCGUUGCACCCUCUGCACAUAGCCAAGUAUGGAGCAACCUUGGAUCAUAUCGCCAAUGGACGUUGGGGCAUCAACAUCGUAACAGGUCAUCGUGCGGUUGAACACCAGAUGUUUGGAUGGAACCGUAUUGAGCACGACAAAAGGUACGAGAUGGCGGCGGAGUUGUUCAAUGUUGUGAACAGUCUCUGGGGUGAGGAUGAGAAUCUGACUUACGAGGGCCGCGUCUCGCCUUGGAAGCUGGAGAAUGCUUGGAUCACCCCCAAGCCUUUGUACGGUCGCCCAGUUCUGGUCAAUGCCACUGGCUCUCCGGCAGGCAUCGACUUUGCAGUGCGUUACUCCGAUCUAGUAUUCAUCACCUCACCCGCUGGCGCCGAUAUUGGAAGCGCCCUAGAGUCACUCCCAGAUCACAUCGCCACCAUUAAGAAAGCCGCCGAGGUUGCUAGCCGUCCGAUCAAAGUACUCAUCAACCCUGUCAUCGUGUCACGAGACACGCCCGAGGAGACAGACGCGUAUCUCAAGGCCGUGGUGGAUGGCAUGAGCACAGUCAAGGAGGAGAAGCAAGCCUUCAUCAAGUCAUACGACAGCGAUGCACAUGCUUGGCAGGAUCGCAAGAACAACCCCAGCAAGCAAGGUUUCAACCUGGGUGGCAACGUUGAGGUCAUAGGCUCGCCGAAGCAAGUGGUUGAGCAGCUGACUGCUUUGCAUCGUGUCGGCAUCGAUGGGGUGCAGCUAGGCUUCCUUGAUUGGGAGGUAGACUUCAACCAUUUCGCCGAGAAGAUCCUGCCGCUGCUCAAAGAAGCUGGACUUCGAGUUGACUGA
Messenger RNA from Cyphellophora europaea CBS 101466, 1176 nucleotides. RefSeq lists its product as uncharacterized. Gene Ontology annotation, molecular function: oxidoreductase activity, acting on paired donors, with incorporation or reduction of molecular oxygen. Bases 1 to 1176 code for a protein of 391 amino acids. The record is from RefSeq and is a predicted model, not a curated record. Lineage: Eukaryota; Fungi; Ascomycota; Eurotiomycetes; Chaetothyriales; Cyphellophoraceae. The transcript has a single exon.